AACUAAUUUAUCAAACACAACCUUAGAUUAUUCAUCCACAUUUAUCUGCAGUGGGCUCUCUCAAACUAAUUUAUCAAACACAACCCUAGAUUAUUAAAAAUUAACGAGCCUUAACUAGUUUUCGCAAUCAAAUGGACUCGUGCAUGUAGAAAGUAGAUUAUAUAUUUUAAUUUUGAUUUUGAUUAUUAAUUUUGCCGAAUUGCCGCCGUCCGUGUCUGGUCUACCCGUCGCUCAUUGUCAACAGCCACCGGUCGCCGCCGCGUCGUUUCAGUAGUCACCGUCGCUGCGGAAUCGCCGCCGUCUGAGUCUGGUAUGCGUGUCGCUCAUCGUCAACAGCCACCGGCCGCCAUCUCUUGUUGUUUGUUCGAUUCAAGAUAACAGAGGGGAAGAUGACCCCUGUCUCAUCCAAGCUUUAUGCAGAUGAUGUGAGUCUGUUGAUGGUACUAAUUGACACGAAUCCAUUCUUUUGGAACUCGGCUCAAUCCACGCUUCCUUUCUCCAAGUUCUUGACCCAUGUACUUGCAUUUUUGAAUUCUAUACUUUUGCUGAAUCAGAUGAACCAAGUGGUUGUCAUUGCAGCUGGUUAUAAUUCGUGUGGCUACAUAUUUGAUUCCUCAGACCCACAGAGCCAAAAUCAACGGGCAGAGGAUUUGCUGGAUAAAUUGGAGGAAUUUGUGGACAAUGACCAGGAACUAUGUCGUGAACAGUCUGUGGAUGGCCCUGGGUUCUCACUUUUAUCUGGUUCCCUCUCGAUGGCCCUUUGCUAUAUUCAGAGGGUCUUCCGUACAGUGCCGCUUCAUCCCCAGCCUCGGAUAUUAUGCUUGCAUGGAUCUCCAGAUGGACCUGGACAAUAUGUAGCAAUCAUGAAUUCAAUUUUUUCUGCUCAGCGAUCAAUGGUUCCUAUAGAUGCAUGCGUGAUAGGAGCUCAACACUCUGCUUUCCUACAGCAGGCUUCUUAUAUAACUGGUGGUGUAUAUCUGAAGCCGCAGAUAUUGGACGGAUUGUUUCAGUAUCUUUCGACAGUGUUUGCUACUGAUUUGCAUUCUCGUUGCUUUUUACAACUUCCUAAGCCUGCAGGAGUAGACUUUCGUGCGUCGUGUUUCUGCCACAAAAACACAAUUGAUAUGGGCUACAUUUGCUCUGUUUGUUUAUCUAUAUUCUGCAAGCAUCAGAAGAAAUGUUCUACAUGUGGAUCAGUGUUUGGUCAGGCCCAAACACAGGACUCCUCGACAACACCGGACCGGAAGAGGAAGACACCGGUGGAUGGUUAGGUCCUCAGCUGCUUUGAGGCCAAUUUCCAUUUGAGUUGUUGGUCUCAAUGUUUUUGUGAUGGUUAUUGCUCUCAUAAUCUAAUAUAGCCCUUUGUCUAAUUGUUUCUAAAUAGAUUCCCUCCCACCCCUAGUAAAAUUCGAUGCUAACGUUGGCAGUGAUGCCCACUUCCAAGAAUAUAACCGUUUAAAAAGCAAAGUCAUCGAUGAUUACUUGGAUGCGUCGCAUUUUUUCAAGCUUGUUGAAAGUAAAAUCACUGUUUCCCAA
This is a messenger RNA of Salvia miltiorrhiza (redroot sage), 1536 nucleotides long. RefSeq names its product general transcription and DNA repair factor IIH subunit TFB4-like. The transcript is spliced from 12 exons. The record is from RefSeq and is a predicted model, not a curated record. Gene Ontology annotation, cellular component: transcription factor TFIIH core complex; transcription factor TFIIH holo complex. Gene Ontology annotation, biological process: nucleotide-excision repair; regulation of DNA-templated transcription. Bases 390 to 1271 code for a protein of 293 amino acids. Lineage: Eukaryota; Viridiplantae; Streptophyta; Magnoliopsida; Lamiales; Lamiaceae.